CGCCACCACGUACUGUACGCGAAACCGCCGUUGAACGUUGCUGACAAGCAGCAAGUUGGAUGGUGCACUAUGCAGUCGCGGGGUGUGUUGAUCACUCGGACUUUACGAUAUGUGAACGUUUGCUAGACAUCAUGUCCACGGCUCUUCCCGACAUCACGGUGGAAAAAGAGCCCGUCAGCCACGAGCGAUGGCAGAAUCGCGUGCUGGAGUUGGCUCAGUUGCACGGCUUUUCCCCAAUCGGCAAACGAGACUUAAAGAUUGCCCAAGUGUUGGUAUGGCGGGUCGGGCGAUUGGUCGCCCACCGAGCAGAAGAGUUUGAGUUGUACGUGGUAGAAACGUAUGGCCUGGCGCUAGAUUUGGACAAAGUCCAAGUCGAAGCGUACACACAGGCCAAUGCUCGCGCAUUGGCUGGAGACGGAACCGACAAAGAUUCAAAGCAAUCGAUUACAGAAAAAACGAUUAUCGAUUAACCCUCGGUAUGAAUGCGUCUAUUGCAAUCGUGGAAACGCGGCCAACGCGGUGCUGGCAUGUUCGUCGGCCUCACCAUUUCGAAUGGCUUUCAAAUACGCUCGGAUUGCCUAUGCCGAAUAAUCCGUAUCGACACAAUCCUAAACGACACGAUGCGAAAACGGACCU
Molecule: messenger RNA, 636 nt
Organism: Aphanomyces astaci
Lineage: Eukaryota; Oomycota; Saprolegniomycetes; Saprolegniales; Verrucalvaceae
Exons: 3
Coding region: 60-470 (136 amino acids)
Source: RefSeq, a predicted model, not a curated record